Paraglomus occultum is the source of this 761-nucleotide messenger RNA. Lineage: Eukaryota; Fungi; Glomeromycota; Glomeromycetes; Paraglomerales; Paraglomeraceae. The record is from the annotation of a GenBank genome assembly.
GCAGCGUGGGAUAAGAGUGGCAUUUUCUUGUCUCAAGAUAAUUACCUCAGUCUGGUAAAUGACAAUCAAAGUCUCAAAAAUCGUAUCGAAGAAUUGCAAAUAACGGUUCGGACUCAGGAAGAGAUGCGGGAAAAGGACCGUCGCGUGGUUGAAGCAUACAAGACGUCUCAACGAUCAAUGGCUCUGGAUUUCGAGGCAAAAACCGAAGAAUUCAGGGCCGUUCAGACGUCAUUCAGCCAGUCAGCUCAGGUUCUAAUGAACACGUUCAUGGAAGACAAGGCCAAGGAACUUGCAGACGGUCAAAAGUACGUUGAGGAUAAUCUGAACAAGUUUGUCGAACUCACGCAAACGCUGCUGGGAGGUGCUGUGGAAAUGAGCGAUUCGGCAAAACAGUCUUUUGCCGAGAUUACACGGCAAUUCAUAGAAUUUCGCACGACAAUCUCUUCAAAGUAUCAGGAACAGCUUUCCGCUUCAGAAAAUUUGAUACAGAACCUACGAGACGAAUUAAAGCGACAUUUUGACAAAAUAAGCGCAGUCCACAAACAAACCGACACGGACAUAUCUGCUAUUGUCGAAACAGCCGAGAUUCACAUCGACGGCAUCAACUCUUCGAUAACAUCCAUAAAAAAUAGUGCCAAUGAUCAUGCCCAGGAAGUGAUCAAACGGCGAGAAGAAGAGGCUACGCGUCUUGAGAAAGUGACUGAGGAGAGGAGACGGAUGAUGGAAUCGAUUCAAGAAGAAAUAAUAAGUAAAAUGAAGGC